This is a messenger RNA of Actinia tenebrosa (Australian red waratah sea anemone), 2717 nucleotides long. RefSeq lists its product as uncharacterized. The record is from RefSeq and is a predicted model, not a curated record. Gene Ontology annotation, molecular function: G protein-coupled receptor activity. Gene Ontology annotation, cellular component: plasma membrane. Gene Ontology annotation, biological process: G protein-coupled receptor signaling pathway. Lineage: Eukaryota; Metazoa; Cnidaria; Anthozoa; Actiniaria; Actiniidae.
ACAGCUGUUUCCGUCCAUCUUUGCUAGAUCUGAUCUUUAUACCCCAGACCACUGCGCUAGUGUUUCUACAGCAAGUUUUCAUCCUACGCAUUUGACCGCAAAUGAAAUAACGAGGAACGAUGGCAGAAAUAUGGUCUUAUAUCGUGAAUCAUACUCGAGCAAAAUCGGCUUCUUUUCAGAUAACAGAAUUUUUGAAUAUUUUUAAAAGUUUGCUAUUUCGCUAAUGGACUACACGCGUACGGAACAUAAGGAAAUCAAUAAUAGAAUGUGGGUGGACCAAUGGUUUUACACGUCAUGAUAUCAAUAUUCCUUAUCAAUGAAAUCAUUUUGUAAGGACACAGUGUACACUAUACGCUGUUUCUGUAGGCAUCAAAAACRCGACUCUCGCUUGUCCUGGCUAACGCACCAUUUCCGAUUAGACUAGCCGGCAAAGCAGGACGAUGCAGAGGGGUUUUCUCGUUUAUUUUAUACCAUUUUUUUGCCAACGAAUUAACUAGCUUUAAUUGAUUCAAUUCAGAAUUGAGAACAUGGGCUACUUAGGACAUGCCAGUUUUAGGUCUGGUCAAGAAAUGUUUUGAAGUAGAGGUAUACAUCUCGCUUAUAGUGUACUUUACGUUCGACAUCUAAACGUUAUUCCACGAAAGGCGCGAGUAAGACCACGGAAAAACAUUGCCGGUCAAUCACCGAGAGAUCUUACGGUGACUGAAUCCGGAAGACCUUUGAAAACAUGGGAAAACAUGGGAUUGAAAACUGGAGUGAUUGUCUUAUAGCAGUGUUAGUAAUUCUGUUAUUUUGUGUUACUCUAUUACUGAAUAUUCUAGCUCUGCAUUACACCUAUAGCAAGAUCCGAAAGCCGUCGAACAAAAAAAUCCCACAUCUUCUGGUAGGCGCUCUUUCGUUAGGUGGCUUGGGCAUAGCCAUUUUUGAGUAUCCUCCAUUUAUUGCCUCGAGAUUCCAAGGGGAAUGGCUGAACGAUUCUGGAGUUUGUAGCUUUGUUGCCUUCAUAAUUGUUUUGUUUGGAAACUUCACUAUAUGUUUGGUUGUUUUGAUGAGCUUAGAACGGCUAGGCGCAAUAGUCUUUCCAUUCUACUACAAAGAACACGUUGAUUUUCGCAAGGCUGUUAUUGUACUCGUUCUAGUGAUAAUUUACUCUAUACUACUAGCAAGUUUGCCCAUAUUUUUGGAUCGAAUCCGACUUAAUGUCUCUACCGGUGUUUGUACAUACGCCGUGGACACUCACAACACCAACACGAGGAUAAUAGUGGCUGUGAUGGUCUCUCACUACAUCGCCUCUAUAGUCUUGAUGUUCAUAUCAAACUUGGUCGUUGUAAGAACUGUAAGUAAGCUUGAUAAAAACACGAUGUCGGAUGAAUAUUCAAGUCGAAGUGGAGAGAGAAAGCAUCAUGGGGGCAAUGCCUGCUUAAACUUCGCGAAAAUGGUUGGCGUUCUGGCGUUUUGCUACACAGUUUGUUGGACAGUUAUUUUGAUGCGCAUUUUACUUUUAUACGUGUACGGCUGGAGUAACUACUACUACGAUCAAGUAGUUAUUGUCCUCACAACAUUUGAUCCUCUCAUAAACCACUGCGUCUGUCUAUGGAUCAUGAGAAAAUACCGCGACGGUUAUGCUAGUUCAAUGGGCAGUCUAGUAUCUUGCUUUAAGAUCUCUGAUGAUGGUAUAUGGGCGACUACAAUCACUAGAUUGAGCUCCAUGUCUCGACGGUCGACAUAUUCAAGAGCGUCGACACGGUCUUCUUCCAGACAGCCAUCAAAACCUUACGUCUACAAGCAAGUGCCUCAAAAUAUAGAAGCCAAUCGACCACCCGAUCUUCUUCCAGAUAUCGAGGAUCAACAAAAACAAUUUCCUGUACUGAAUCCAGAAAAAGAAGACAAAACGAGCGAGAAACGAGUUCUAGAUAAAAGAAUAUAUUCUGAUACGAAUAAAGAGUGGUCAGAGUUGAUUAAAGAACUCAAUGCAGAAAAAAAUGAAAAAUCACCUAGAGUUUCGUCAGAAUUUCAGCGUAGCAAAAUUGAAGCUAUUAUGGAAGUGCCUCAAGAAGGUGUUUCGAAGCAUUAUAAAACAAAGUCUAAAUGGUUGGAAAUUAUUCAGAAACAUAAAGCAAAAAACCAGGGUGAUUUAGAAAAAGGAAAGGUUGAUAUACUAGAGGAGAGGUCUGCAGGCUUUGAUGUAACUGCUGGCGGAUCUCUGCAGGUUGGUGCUCAACAAUAUGCGUUGAAAAAGAAAGACAAUCUUCCUGAACUUUUGCAGGAAAUUAAGAGAGAAACAAAGAGUGCCAGGCCUGAGUUGCUGGGGUGCGUCGAGCCUGGGACGUCAAGAGAUAAUGAUAUCAACCCAAUACCUGAACUUUUGCAAGACAUUAAAUCAAAUGAUGAAGAAACAACGAAAACGCAGAAUAGACGUUCAUCUGGAGAUAAAGAAUCUGAGCAAAAGGAUGCAUCAAGUAGUGAGCCAAAAGCAGAAGAAGAUGAACAAGGUCCUGAUGCGCAAAAGGAAAAUCAAGACAAGGAAGAGAAUUCCCAAGAUUAAUGGAAUUUUGGUAUAAGUUAUUUUAAGUGCGCAAAAUUACCAAAGGCUUUUCGAUGUUUUUCCCUGAUGUAACUUUAUCAAGGGAACAAGAUUUUUCCGCAGCUAGUACGUUAAUAAUAAUAAAUGCAUCCGACUGUGAGAUGGUCGUGACCAGGGCAAAGGGCUGAUCAAA